Messenger RNA from Nerophis lumbriciformis (worm pipefish), 1722 nucleotides. The record is from RefSeq and is a predicted model, not a curated record. Lineage: Eukaryota; Metazoa; Chordata; Actinopteri; Syngnathiformes; Syngnathidae.
AUGUCUCAGUGGCUGAAUGAUGGGGAGGUGCUAGAAGGUCAAGGCAGCGGUGAGGCUGUACCUGUAAGCCCGCGACCUCAGAGCCUGUCACUGGGGAGCCCCAGACUGGGCAGGGGCCGCAGCCCACUCGGGUCCCCCAUCCCGAGAAAGGCAGCAGCAGCAAGUCCACAGGCGGAGACCAUUGGGAAAGCCAAGCAACUGUUUGUGUUGUGUGACAAAGAGGGGAAAGGCUUCAUAACGAAACGGGACAUGCAGAGGCUCCAGAUGGAAUUGCCUCUUUCGCCCGAACAACUUGAGACUGUCUUUGAGAGUUUGGACCGCGAGAGCAAUGGCUUUCUUACACCACUUGAGUUCAGCACAGGACUUGGUGAGUUUAUGGGGCAGAAUGACACGGCUGAACAGAGCCAAGAACUUGACAACCAAGACUCAAAUCAGGUGGACCUGUCGGAAGAUGCUACCACAAUGAGACUUAAUGACAUACUGAAUGAGCUUGGUGCUGACAAACUCUCUGACAGUCAACAGGAGCUGUCGUCUCUCUGGUGUGAGCUGCAGAGAGCGCGACCAGAGCUGCUCAGGCUCUUGGAAAGCAUCCUGCACCACGCUGUCACACAUCUACAAGACACCUUCAAAGAGAGAGACACCCUGGAACAAGCUUUGCGCAGAAGGGAAAGUGAGCACGAUCAAGUUGUUCGGUCUAUAUGUGAAGAAAUGGAAAACCAAAUCCGUGAGGAACAAGAAAAACGCCUGGCACAGUUCAAUACUGUACUUGUUGGAAUACAGGAGAGUAUCAGACAAAAGCAGAGAGGCAUUCAGGUUGAAGAGGAGUUAAGGAUGCGGGACCAAGAGUUGGAAAUAACCUUGAGCAGACAGAAAGAGCUGGAGAGCAGAGUACAGCAGCUGAUUUUUGAGCAGUCAAACAUCCAGGAACAGAAUCAGGAGCUACGCAGCGUCAAUGUCCAGCUGCAAGAGCAGGCAGAGAGUUGCAAGGAGCAACUGCAGACUGCUAUGGUUCAGCUGGCCCAGCUGCAGCUCAGUGCUGCCCAGGAGCAAAUGGCCAGACAGCAAAAUAUGAUUAAAGUGUCAAGAAACAUACAGAAAGAGAAGGACAGUCUCUUGAGACAACUCAGCCUGUUGAGGGAUAUGAAUAAAAGUCUGCGAGAUGAGAAAGAUGCCCAGCUGACUAGGAAGAGGCAUGUGUUUAAGGUGGUCUUCCUUGGCAACUCAGGGGUGGGUAAGAGCUCCCUCAUCCAGCACUACUGCACGGGACAUUUCUACAGCUCUAAGGGUGCUACAAAUGACUUCCAGAUGAGGACCAUCACUAUGGGCUCCACCUCUAUCACCCUGCAGCUUUGGGACACUGCCGGUCAGGAGAGGUUUCGUAGCAUCACUGAGCAGUACUACCAUAAGGCUAACGCCAUCAUGGUAGUGUAUGACAUUACAUGCAUGGCCUCUUUCACCACUGUGAGAGAGUGGAUGAACUCAGUGAAGGAUAAGAUGUGUGAUGGUGUGAUGCUUGUGCUGCUCGGAAACAAGUUGGACCUGGCAGACAGUCACUGUAGGAAAGUGUCAAGAAGAGCUGGACAGAUGUUGGCAGAGCAGCACGAGGCCUCAUUUUACGAGUGCAGUGCCAAAACCGGAGAGAACAUAGAGCAGCUGAUGACUCAUAUGGCUGAGUAUGGGCUUCAUUUUUAUAUUGGAAUUGAUGUUAAUUGCCCAGCCUGA